Molecule: messenger RNA, 1625 nt
Organism: Impatiens glandulifera
Lineage: Eukaryota; Viridiplantae; Streptophyta; Magnoliopsida; Ericales; Balsaminaceae
Product: F-box/kelch-repeat protein At3g23880-like
Exons: 2
Coding region: 65-1315 (416 amino acids)
Molecular function (GO): protein binding
Source: RefSeq, a predicted model, not a curated record
UAGAAUAACCCACCUUCUUAGGGUUUUCCAAAUUGGAUUGAACCAACCGGCCCAAUAGUAUAAAAUGAUAGGUCAUUUUUUACUUUGUCUCUCUCAUCGAAACCCUGGCCGCUCUCAAUCUAUUCUCAGUUCCUCUACAAUGGACAUCAGGAGUGAUCCUUCUAAGCAUGGUGGAAAGAGUAUGAGACAAAGCACCUCUGUCGCCGACUCUGAUUCCGUCCUUCUAGCAACCUCCCUGCCGGAAGAAAUCAUUUCAAAUAUCCUAAUCAAACUGCCAGUCAAAUCACUCAUCAGAUUUAAGUCCGUCUGCAGAUCCUGGCGUGAAUUGAUAUCUGAUCCAAUAUUUGUUAAGGCACAUCUGCAAGGUAACAUCCAAGACAAGAAUUACGCACACCAUGGGCUUAUUAUGGAAAACUAUAAUGUGAGAUCAUGUUCCCUUUCAUCUGUUUUGAAUGAAGAAUCAUCUAUUACAACCUUGGAUUAUUCAUUGAAGGACCAAAAGCAACAGAUUUGGAUAGUUAAUUCAGUUAACGGGUUAGUUUGUAUCCAUUCGAAAUCUCAUAUAUAUAUAUGGAACCCAUCUACUAGGAGAGUAAAGAGAUUGCCUCAUUAUGGUAUUGAAAUAGAUCCAGGGGAUAUCAUUUCAUAUGGGUUUGGAUAUGAAGAAGCUAAUUCCGAUUAUAAGGUGGUUGUUAUUUACCGUUCAGAAUGUUGUUUUGAACGGCCUUGUAAAGUUGAAGGAAAGAUUUAUGGGUUAAAGACUGAUUCGUGGAGGAAGAUUGAUGAUUUUUAUAUAGGAAAACAGUUGUAUGAAUAUGCAUUUUGCACGUUUGUGAGUGGAUCGCUUAACUGGGCAGUAUAUGGUGGCAUUAUUGCCUCUUUCGAUUUGUCGAAAGAAACCUGUUCUGUAACCAAACUACCUUUUUAUUUGAAGAAAGGGAUGAUUUGUUGUUCAAAAUUAGGGAAUUUAAGUGGAAGUCUAUGUCAGCUAUCUUACGUUUAUAGGACGAUGACAAUUGAUUUAUGGGCGAUGAAGGAGUUUGGAAAAGUAGAGUCCUGGUCUAAGAUGUAUUCAAUACCGUAUCAAUGUGAGAAAGGUUUUUUGCAAAGUAUUUUCCAGCAUAAUGCAUCCUUGAUUAUUUCCGGGAAGAAUAAAGUGCUUAUGUUGAUUGGAUCGGCUUUGAUGUUGUAUAAUCUUGAGACUAAGACGUUUACACAGCCCAAGAUUCAAAAUCUCAGGUUUCUCCAUGAUGUAGAAACUUAUAUCGAGAGCCUGGUCUCACCUCACCUGAUGAUCCCAACAACAAAUCAUUAAAUGAGAUCCCACGGGCAUACUGAAUUUUGCUGUCAGAAUAGUCGAUAUUGUUGAAUGAUAAAUGAAUACAAGUGAAGAUGAUGAUGAUGAUGGUGAAUCAUUUAAGUUGGUAUUUUCCUUGAAGUCUUUCAUACAAAUGGCUGUGGAAAUCUCCCUUUGAUGAAAAGUAUGUCAUAUGGAUAUGGGGAUGUCAUGUAUUUUCUUUAUUUAAGUGGAGAACUUGUUUUCCUAUUUUCAUUCUCUUUAUCUUUUUAACAUUGUGACUAUGGAAUAUUACUUAUGCAACAACUUUACUCUUUCUUUCUUUAAA